Molecule: messenger RNA, 1143 nt
Organism: Neoarius graeffei (lesser salmon catfish)
Lineage: Eukaryota; Metazoa; Chordata; Actinopteri; Siluriformes; Ariidae
Gene: mei4
Product: meiosis-specific, MEI4 homolog (S. cerevisiae)
Exons: 5
Coding region: 1-1143 (380 amino acids)
Biological process (GO): oogenesis; homologous chromosome pairing at meiosis; meiotic DNA double-strand break formation
Cellular component (GO): lateral element
Source: RefSeq, a predicted model, not a curated record
AUGGCGAAAUCCGGCGCUACAGAAUGGUGUGAAGCAUGGCACAUCAGAAGAGCGAAGUUUGGUGUCGCGCUCGCCGUUAUAAAGAGCAAGCCUGCGGGGAAGAGCGGCCGGGAACAUGCGGAAUAUUUGGCCGCUAAACUCAAACAGCAGGAGGAAAACUGGAAAAGUAAAGCAGAAGAUCUCAAAGACGAAGUUUUAAGUCUCAGGCAGGAACUGAUGCUUGUUAAACUGCUGAACAAGCAGAGAAAUGGCACCGAGACAGCGCGGGGUGGUGAUGUAUUAAAGCUCUUCUCCCAGGAUCUCACAGAGGCCCAGCUUUCGGAAAACGACUCCGGCUGUGACACCCAGACCCUUUCCCUAACGCCUGAUCCUGUUGACGCUGGCCUCUCUUCUACAGUGCCUCUGUAUUCCAUCCCGUCCUGUCACUCGUCAUUCCACCGAGGCACCCAGGAGUGUGUACUCUCAAAACACAUGCGCUUUCUGCAGAAUCUGAGUGCAUUACGCGGGUCAGGGAGGAAUACACAGAUGGACCCAGGUGAUGCGGUGAUGGAGGACACAGCUCUUAGCAUGAUUGAAUCUGUUGUGGAGGCCCAUCGAGAAGCUGGAGGAGGAAGGUUGGGAGACCUUUCUCAGCUGGAUCGUUUGCUCCAGGCAUCACGGCUGGUGGCACAGGCCCUGGAGAGGGGAGUUGGCAAGCAGAAGGUUUUGGAGAAAGCAGAGGAGUUGCUAGAGGAACUGCUGGAGCUGCUGCUCACAAAUAGUCAGCUUAAUAAGUUUGCGGUGCAGGACAAUUUGGCAGAAUGUCUGAUCUGUCUAGGAGGUGCCAGCAUGCUCAGAUCUAUGCUGGUUAAACUCAUCCUGUCUCACAUCAUCCGCCUAGCUGAGACUCUCUGGAGCGCCUGUCAGGAAGUGCCCGAGGGACAGCAGCCCCAGCAGGUAGACUGGGCCAGGUAUGAGAACUCCUUUUACCUUUUCUGGACCCUAGAGCAGCUUAUUCAAGCCAGGUCAGGUCGAGGAGGGACCGAGAACCUCCAACUCCAAGCCCAGUUGGAAAAACUUAUCCUUCCUCUUUCAGAUGAGUUUCCCCUGUUUGCACUUUACAUGUGGAGAAUUGAGGGACUUCUUAAACCUGCCUGCACCUGA